GUUGCCGUGGCGACACAGGAAAUCUCUCCAUGUAAUGGUUGAAUGUAGAACAGAAAUCUUUAAAACAUCGCUUUUAUUCUGAUACAGUAACGUUAACUGUUAGCAGGCUGAGUGGUCGAGGCGAUGUGUUUAUUGCUCGGUGCAACUGGAGUUGGGAAAACGCUUUUGCUGAAACGACUACAGAAUAUCCUUUACCAGCUGUUUAAAUAAGACAGACUGCCUCACUAAAUUUUAUAGUUUCUUAUUAUAAUUUCUCACCCACUAUCAAUGAAUAUGACUCCUUUAUUCUGGACUAACAGUUGUGUCAGAUGGAUGCGCAUGCGGAUUUGGGUGAAGCGCCCGUCACUCUUCCCACGGUCGGUACCAACCUCACAGACCUCAUAUUUCGGAGGAAGAAAAUAACAAUACGAGAGUUGGGAGGCUGUAUGGGGCCCAUUUGGCCAAAAUACUACUUAGAUUGCACAUCCGUUAUUUUUGUGGUGGACUGUGGCAACAUUGGCCAGAUUUCAUCGUCCUGCGUCCAGCUGCUGUCUGUUCUCUCUGCGGAGCCGCUUCACGCUGCCGCUGUGCUCAUACUCUUCAACAAGAGGGAUCUUCCGUGCACCAUGUCUCUUGUGGAGCUGAAGUCGUUGUUCAGGAUGGAUGACAUCAUUAGAACUGCGCCUCAGUCAAUCACAACACUAGAGAUCAGUGGGCGCUCGGGACAGGGCCUUCAGGAUGUGCUCGCCUGGCUGUUUCCAAACCGCUCGGAUACAUGAGAGAUGUGGAUGCAGAGCACUGGAGGCUAAUAUUAUAUCACAGGUCACAGUUAACAUCUGAUAAGUGUGACGUGAAGAUGUGUUUGUGAUUUCCAGUCAUCGCAGUGCUGCUGUGUUUCAGUAGCUCAACUCAGUCCCACGCCACAUGCUUGUGCAAACAUUCAUUUGAGGAACAGCCGUGGCAAAAUGUAGAACUGGUGGUCUUUUGACGACUCUCGUGACGUCCUGUGCUCUGGGGAAUAGUUAGUUUGAAGAAUCUCUGAGUGGUUCUUUUCCACACAAUGAAAGCAUAUUGUAACCAUGAUCCAAAGUGGUCAAAACACAACCAUUAAACACUUGGAUUAUUCCCUCCUCUGUAAGCUCUCAAAUCCAAUGUGUUCCACAGGAGAAAUGUCUUGAAAUGUUGUGAAUGCAUCCUAGGAUCAGUGGUGUAAAGUAUUUAAAGUCCCCCUGUAGUCAAUCAUUUUAUCCCUUAAAACUCAUCUUUGAUCACCAAAAUGACAUAUUUAAAAGUUUAUUUCCUUGAAAAAUGGAUUCAUGAUGGACUCCCUCAUUUUAUAAUUGUUGUCCCUGAGUUCAAUAUGCCCAACCCCCUUUUUCCUGAGCAUGUUAUUGGCCAAGACUUUCCGUCCCUGGAAAGAGCUUCUCAUCUAUUACAGUCCUCUAUAAUAAACAGUAGAUGGCAUCAUAGAGCCUGUUU
Messenger RNA from Rhinichthys klamathensis goyatoka, 1458 nucleotides. RefSeq names its product ADP-ribosylation factor-like 16 (gene arl16). Lineage: Eukaryota; Metazoa; Chordata; Actinopteri; Cypriniformes; Leuciscidae. The transcript is spliced from 4 exons. Gene Ontology annotation, molecular function: GTP binding; GTPase activity. The record is from RefSeq and is a predicted model, not a curated record. The coding region runs from base 309 to 758 and encodes 149 amino acids.